GCGGUCGCCGGCGCUGCGCUAGGACCCGGGUGUCCGGGAGUGGAGCAGGAAGCGGGAGCCGGCGGCGGUGGCGGCGGCGGGGCCCGUGGAGCAGGAGCGGGGCCGACGGGAACGGGAGGAGUGGGGCCGGGGCCAUGGAGAGCCCCGGCCCCGCCACGCACACGCUGGGGCUGCUGCUGCUGGUGGUGGCGGUGGCAACGGGUGGGCACGGGACCCCCCGCGACACCCUGGCCUGCUCCCAGGGCCUCGCCUGCCGCCUCCUCGACGCCGACGUGCUGUGCGGGACGGAGCCGGCAGGGCCGGGCCCCGGGCUGGCCCUGGUGUGGCUGCGUCUGGAGCCGGCGCUGCGCUGCGCGGGGCCCGCUGCCUGCUCGCCCUGCCUGCAGGCACGGCUGCGCCUGGCCGUGGAGCCUGGCGCCCCUCGGGAUGGGGACAACGCUGGGGACGUGUCGCCGAGCACCACCGCCUCGCCCCCGCACAACGUCAGCGGGCUGCUGCUGCUCUCCAGCCACUCGUACGCCUCGUCCCGCUGCGUGGCCGUGGAGGUCUGGGCACCGCUCACCUCCGUGCCGCCCGGACGCCGCCGCCUGGGCUCGGUGAGGUUCCGGUGCUUCGAGGCGCCGCUGGGCUCCGAGCUGCACGUGAUGGCGCACACCAACGCUCGUGGCCGCCGCUGGCUGAGCCAGAAGCAGCGGGUGCCAGACUGCUCGUGGCCCGAUGCCCAGGUCGCCGUCCCACAGUGCCAAGUGCCCAGGUUGCAGGUCUCCCUGGGACCCGAGGCGGUGCUGGUGGAGGUGCAGGCGGCGGUGGUGGGGCUCAACUACACCUUGAGGCUCUACCACAACCACAGCCACGGCGCUGGCGGGUCGGGGCGCACGGUGAUGGCGAGCGGGCCCAUGAAUUACAGCCUGCCGCUGGAGGAGGUGCUGCCCUGCCUCUGCCUGCAGGUCUGGCUGGAGAUCCAGGACCCGCUGCGGGCCACCCUGUGCCCCUUCUCCCACGACGCGGCGGCGUGGGAGCGGCUGUGGGCGCAGACCCGGCUGGUGCUGCACGACACGGGGCAGGCUCUCGCCUGCUCCAUCUCGGCACCCUGCGACCUCCCGGCUGAGCUGGUGCCCUGCUGGAGCCCGGCACCCGGCGCGCCGUGCCAGGCCCUACCGGACCUGCAGCAGCCCGUCACGGGGCAGGGACCCCAGGAGUUCCGAGCGCUGCAGCUGCACCCCAACCUCUGCGUGCAGGUGAGGAGCGGCGGGCAGGUCCGGCGGAUGCAGUGCCUGCAGGACCGAGCGCUGCCCGGCCGCGGGGAUGACCUCCUGCUGAUGGCACCAGGGGGGAACGCGUCGCUCUGCGCCCUGGAGCGGGGCGGCUGCACGCCCCUCGCCAGCUUCACCGCCACGGGAUCCGGCCGCCCGGGGCUGCUGGAGCAGCAGCUGCAGGAGGACGUGGCGUCGGGGCAGUGCCUGCAGCUCUGGCGCCCUGAUAACAGCAGCGGGGUCGCGCUGUGGGCCUGUCCCAUGCACAAAUACCUGCGCACCCGCUGGGCGCUGGCCUGGAUGGGGCUGCUGCUGGGCGCCGCCUGCAUCCUGCUGCUGCUCCUGCUGAAGAAGGAGGACCUGAAAGGCUGGCUCAAGUCCCUGAGGGCCGGCUACGGGAACGAAGCCCCUCUGCGGGGACGCCGCAUGCUCCUGCUGCACGCAGCCGAGCCGGCGGCCGAGCGUGCCGCCUGCGCCCUGGCGGCAGCCCUGCGCCCGCUGGGCAUGACCGUGGUAGCCGCACCGGGCGGUGGCACUGGGGCGGCGGCGUGGGGCACGCUGCCCUGGCUGCACGCGCAGCACCGCCGGGCGCUGCGUGCCGGGGACACCAUCCUCAUCCUCCUCUCCCCGGCGGCCGAGGCGGCGGCACGGCGCUGGGACACCGCGGACGGGGCCAUGCCGGGGUCACCGGGGGAUGGAACCACCCCGGACCCCCGGCACGCCCCCGUCCCCGCGGCGUCCCCGUGCGACGCCUUCGCGGCCGCGCUGUCCUGCGCCGUGCCGGUGCUGGCGGCGGGCGGCGGGCGCUACGUGGUGGCGCGGCUGGAGGCCACGGUGGCGGCCGUGCCCCCGGUGCUGCGGGCGGCCCCGGCUUUCGCUUUGCCCAGCCAGGCCGGCCGCUUGCUGCGGGUCCUGGCGGGGCGUCGAAACCCGGGGCUGAGGCCCCUGGAGGAGGCGCUGCGGCGGCGGCUUCGGGGGGCGCUGGGGGAAUAAAAGCACGUGGUGGGCAAGAGAAAAA
Molecule: messenger RNA, 2271 nt
Organism: Anas platyrhynchos (mallard)
Lineage: Eukaryota; Metazoa; Chordata; Aves; Anseriformes; Anatidae
Gene: IL17RC
Product: interleukin 17 receptor C
Molecular function (GO): interleukin-17 receptor activity
Source: RefSeq, a predicted model, not a curated record